Molecule: messenger RNA, 1857 nt
Organism: Kwoniella shivajii
Lineage: Eukaryota; Fungi; Basidiomycota; Tremellomycetes; Tremellales; Cryptococcaceae
Exons: 6
Coding region: 1-1857 (618 amino acids)
Source: RefSeq, a predicted model, not a curated record
AUGUCUUCUACAACUGCAACUCCAAGAAAAAGAAAGUUGAGUAUAGGUGCUGAGACACCUAGAACGUCAAAAGCAAAAGGAAGAUCUGGUAUACCUACACCUAAUCCUCCAUUGGUACCAUUCCCUACACCACCUCAUACUCGAACGAGAAAGACUGUCAAGUAUGCUGAACCUGUUGUUGAACAACCUAUCGCUUUAUCAUCCUCAUCUAAACCAUCCAUAUCUUCCUCUUCGAUAGGAGACAAUCUUCCACCUCAUUUACAAACGUUACUGAACUUACAUCGGUCAUUCAACCUUGCACUUUCAUUAUACAUCGCCACUCAUCCUCCUGUCUUACCACCUCAUCCUCCAUCAGCAACCAGUGUUCCUUUACCCAACUUGACCAACUUCUUAGCACUGAAAGAGACGGUAGAAAGGACCUCGGGUAGACGAUUCGGUUUGCAAGAAUUAGGUAGAUUAGCUUGGGUUUGGUCAUGGGAUGGAAAAUCUCUACCUGAUGAGAAAGCUAUAAGUGAAAGAAACAAAAAAGCAAUGAUAGAUGAAGAUAAUCCUUUCCUCGUAUCAUCCACCUCUUCUCCUUCUUCCUCUUCCGUCAACCCUAUGUCGUCAACCUCUACUACGGUACACGAUAUUGGAUCUGGACAAAUACAAGGAUUGAGUUAUCUGAUUACUCCAACAAGAACACUUGAUCCGAAUACAGGAAGAAGAGUUUAUACUCAUGGUUUGGGUAUCGAAUUGGAACUGAGAAAGGGAGAAACGAGACAGGUACUAUUGGGAGGUGCGGAAGGUGGAAUCGGUAAUAAAGGUCAAGGUGGUGGUGUAGGUGCUAUAGGAAGAUGGAAUACCAAUGGUGAUAUGAGGGAGGAAAUUUUCAAAGAAAGAUUAGAGAAAUGGGUUACACUGAAUGGGGGAUAUGAGCCACCACCCAAAUCCAUUUUACCUACUCCGACAACAUCAGAAACCUCCACUCGAUCUUCAAUACCGCCAAUUCCCCUAUUACCUUUACCUCAUCUCCCUUCAUCGACCCUCCUACCCUCCGCAAACUUGUUUUCAAACUUCUCUUCUCCCUCUUCUUCCUCGGUCACAUCAACACCCAAAAAGACUCAUUCGACUCCAUCGACCGAUUCCCCCAAGACAGCAGGACUGUCUGAUCCGUUCGAACUGAGUGAUGACAAAGAUGAGAAGAAAGGGAAAGUGAUCAGGCCUGGUUCAGUAGAGGAUAGGAGGCAGGCGAUGAUGGACAGGAUAAAAGCUCGUUCUGGAAAUGGUAAAAAUCCCAUGUCGACUUUAGGCUCAUCAGCAGGUGUCUUCGGUAGAGGCAAUUCUUUGUCUGCUGCAGGGCAGCACGAAGAGCUCAAACGAAGAUCGACGUUAAGUAGACUAGAAAGUAUAGCAGAGGGAGUAUGGAUGAUGUUCUCUGCUCCUUCACCUGGACCCAACACACUACCUAGUGCACCUAGAGGAAGACGGAAGGCUAUACCAAUGAUGGAAGUUGCGGAAGUGAUAGUCAAGAGCUCCAAAACUCCCAUUUCGAGUGCGGAAGCUCAAGCAUCUCUUCAACUACUCACGGAGCUAUGUCCCUUCUUUUUGACAGUCAAGAUAAUAGGUAAACAAGAAUGGUUAGAAAUGCCUUCAUCAGUGGCCGCACCACCAUCACCCGGAUCAAGCGUAACGACAGCUCAACCUCCUUUCACCAAUCAAGUUGCAAGUAGUGGUAGAUUAGCUCCUCCUUCACCUUCUACCCCAUCGCGCGCCGCAGGGUUGGAAUUGGCUGGACCUGCUAGUCCUGGCAGAGUGAGACGAGUUGGCGGUCUAAGGGAAGUGAGAGAGAGGAUAAGAAGAGAAUUGGGGGAAUAG